Talaromyces atroroseus is the source of this 717-nucleotide messenger RNA. Its product is annotated as CDP-diacylglycerol--serine O-phosphatidyltransferase. Gene Ontology annotation, cellular component: membrane. The coding region runs from base 1 to 717 and encodes 238 amino acids. Gene Ontology annotation, biological process: phospholipid biosynthetic process. The record is from RefSeq and is a predicted model, not a curated record. Gene Ontology annotation, molecular function: phosphotransferase activity, for other substituted phosphate groups. The transcript has 6 exons. Lineage: Eukaryota; Fungi; Ascomycota; Eurotiomycetes; Eurotiales; Trichocomaceae.
AUGUCCCGUCGAAACCUCAACCACGCCGUGAGCUCGGAGACUAGCGGUGGAGGAGAAGGGAGUCAAGAAAAGCAGAAAAGGCUUCUGCAGGCUGAAGCGGGGCAUUUCAGCAUGGUCAGGACGCUCCAUCUUGCGGAUCUUAUUACGGAGCUGAAUGGCUUCUGCGGAUUUAUGUCGGUUCUGUCGUCAAUGCGAUACCUGUCGGACCCUGAGAGCACCAAUUCUAUAUGGUUAGCGCUUGGGUUCAUGCCUUUCGGACUUUUCUUCGACUUUAUGGAUGGGCGAGUUGCGAGAUGGCGCAAGAAGUCGUCUCUAAUGGGUCAAGAGCUGGACUCUCUGGCAGACUUGAUUUCCUUCGGCGUCGCACCAGCGUCGGCAGCUUUUGCGAUCGGCAUUCGCACUGCAGCAGACCACAUCUUCCUCAGCUUCUUCGUGCUUUGUGGGCUAACGAGAUUGGCACGCUUUAACGUUACCGCUGCUGUUCUUCCGAAGGACAAGACAGGAAAAUCGAAAUACUUCGAAGGCACCCCGAUACCUACCUCCCUGUUGAUUGCGAGUCUCAUGGCUUACUGGGUGUCUCAGGGUUGGAUUCAUGAAAAUUUGCCGUGGGGAACGGUUGCCCAAGACACCAUUUUUGAAUUUCAUCCUGCAGUACUGUUGUUUGUUCUCUGGGGCUGUCUUAUGGUUAGCAAGACGUUGCAUAUACCCAAGCCUUGA